GGUGCGCAGCCCGGAGGCGGGGUGCGCCGGUGGGGUGCAGCGGAAGAGGGGGUCCAGGGGGGAGAACUUGGUAGUGGCCAUCCUUUUUAGGGAAAGAGGGAAAAAAUAAAACCCUCCCUCGCCACCUCCUUCUCCCCACCCCUCGCCGCACCACACACAGCGCGGGCUUCUCGCGCUCGGCACCGGCGGGCCGGGCGCGUCCAGCCUUCAUUUAUCAAGCAGCUCUUCGGAAAAUGCAUUGGCCGUUCGGAGUUUAAUCAGAAGAGGAUUCCUGCCCCCGUCCCCGGCUCGCCCACCGGCCCCCGGUCCCUGUCUCUCUCCCUUGGAGGCGUGAAGCGGUCCCGCGGAUAGAGAUCCAUGUCGGUGCCCGCGCGCGUGUGUGCGCGUGUAAAUUGCCGAGAGGGGGAAAAUCACAGGACUUCUGCAAAUAUCGGACUGAAAAUUGUCAUUCAUCUGCCGCCACCGCUGCCUUUCUUUGCCCGUGCUCUUGAGAUCUCCGGUUGGGAUUCCUACGGAUUGACAUUUCUGUGAAGGAGAAGUCUGGGAAUCAAACUGGAAAUUCUCCUAAUUUUUGCAGCCCCCUCCCCCAACUCCUGAUUCAUUUGGAAGUUUCAGAGCAGCUAUAACUGGAGAGUUCUGAAGAUUGAUGGAAUCUUUGCCUUAUGCAUUUGUUUUCACGAAAAAGGAAACCUGACAGAGGAUCAUGCUGUCCUUAAAAAAUACAAGUAAGUUCUUUGCACAGGAAAUUGGUUUAAUGUAACUUUCAAUGGAAACAUUUGAGAUUUUAACUUUAAGUGCAUUCGAGUAAGUUUAAUUUCCAGGCAGUUUAAUAUAUUCUUGAGCUGUGUAACUUGUAGUGUGUGUGCCCUGCUUUCACACAGUGGAUAAAGGGAAAUGCACCUGAUUUUGACUGAUUAGUUUGUUUUUUUUUAAACCUUUCAGCAUCACGGAGGAAGUAGACUGAUAUUAACAAUAAUUAAUAAUGUGCCUCAUGAAAUAAAGAUCCGAAAGGAAUUUAAAUAAAAAUUUCCUACAUCUCAUGCCAAGAGGGAAACACCAGAAUCAAGUGUUCCGCGUGACUGAAGACACCCCCUCAUCCAAGAAUGCAAAGCACAUCCAAUAAAUUUGCUGGAUUAUAACUAUUCCCCCUUGCGGGGCCGUGGGGCGGGAAGCGGGGGCGAGAGGUGCUGUUGGUACCCGGCUGCUUUUCCUCGGGGGAAGGAUGGCGCACGCUGGGAGAACAGGGUAUGAUAACCGGGAGAUAGUGAUGAAGUACAUCCACUAUAAGCUGUCGCAGAGGGGCUACGAGUGGGAUGCCGGAGACGCGGGCGCCGCGUCCCUGGAGGCAGCCCCCGCGCCGGGCAUCUUCUCCUCCCAGCCGGGGCGCACCCUCGCGCCCACCAGGACCUCCCCGCCGCCACCCCAGACCGCCCCUGCCGCAGCCGCGGGGCCUGCGCUCAGCCCCGUGCCACCUGUGGUCCAUCUGACCCUGCGCCAGGCCGGGGAUGACUUCUCUCGUCGCUACCGCCGCGACUUCGCCGAGAUGUCCAGCCAGCUGCACCUGACGCCCUUCACCGCGAGGGGACGCUUUGCCACGGUGGUGGAGGAGCUCUUCAGGGAUGGGGUGAACUGGGGGAGGAUUGUGGCCUUCUUUGAGUUUGGUGGGGUCAUGUGUGUGGAGAGCGUCAACCGGGAGAUGUCGCCCCUGGUGGACAACAUCGCCCUGUGGAUGACUGAGUACCUGAACCGACACCUGCACACCUGGAUCCAGGAUAACGGAGGCUGGGACGCCUUUGUGGAGCUGUAUGGGCCCAGCAUGCGGCCUCUGUUUGAUUUCUCCUGGCUGUCUCUGAAGGCGCUGCUCAGUCUGGCCCUGGUGGGAGCUUGCAUCACCCUGGGUGCCUAUCUGGGCCAUAAGUGAAGUCCACAGGCCUGCCACAAACAAAUAUGCAAAAGGUUCGCUAAAGCAGUAGAAAUAACAUGCAUUGUCACCGGCGCACCACGAAGCGAAGCCGUGGUCUCUUAAAAACAAAGACCAACCAACCAACCAAUAAGAAAAAAAAAAAAAGCUUUCAGGCUCAAUGUCGAAUCAGCUACUUACUGCCAAAGGGAAAUACAAUUUAUUUUUUACAUGAUUAAGAAAAAUAAAAUUUAUUUAUUUAAGACAGUCCCAUUGAACCUCCUGUCUUUGGAAACCCCUACCACUAAUUGACAAGCCCCACCUGCAUGGCUCCGCCUGGCUCUCCUGUGCCUAUAAACACGGAUUUCUGUUCCAUGUUGUUGACCCCACUCACCAUCUGAGAGGCAAACAAACUGACAAAGGACUUGACUGUUCCAGAAGCUGGGUUUCUGGCUGCUGGAGGUUAGGAAGAAGGUGUUCACUUUAUGUGCUUUUUUUUUUUUUUCGUGCCCUGGCGGCUGUGUUCUUAAUAGAGGGAGGGUCCUUGGAGGGGAGACCAUUCUUCCCUGGCCCGAAGAACAGGCACUUUGCGUAUGGUACACACCCGGUUGGAAGAAAACAAUCGGGAUCUUCAGAUGGACUUGGUAUUUGCCAAGAUUUCCACCCCGAAGGACAGUGAUGGGAAAAAUGCCCUUAAACCUUUGGAAAGUAUUUUUUUAAGAUACCAAUUGUGCCGAGAAGCAUUUUAGCAAUUUAUACACUAUCAACCAGUACCUUAAGCCCUGAGGUGUAUAUUCAUAUAUUUUGGAUACACUCCCCCUCCAAAUACUGGCUCUGUGUAUGAAACAGAAUCCUCUGGAAUGCAAGGAAGUGAACGUUUCGGUGACUUCUUUGGCAUCAGGAAGCAUCAGGCCGCCAUAAGUGCCUGCUUUUGCGCCAGAGGCCGUGGUCUGAAGUUCUGCCUUGCCCCCAGCUCGGAGGCCUCGUCCUGGAACCCAGCCUGGGCACUCGCUGGCCUGUCUGAGCUCGAGGGGUUUUAAGCAGAGCAGUGUGGUCUGCGAACGUCUGGAGGCUGGCGGAGCUCAGAAUUGCGCGGGCAGGAGAGAAGGCAGGAGGCCUGGGCCUGCUACCCUGGGGCUCCCUGGGUAGGCCCUGUUCCGCGUGCAUCAUGGAACCCGGGAGCCAAGGCUCCUGAGGCGUUUAUCACCGUGGAGGGAAGAAAACAGAGGCACUGCGCCUUUGCUCGUAGAGGGAGGUGGUGAAGGCUGGAGAUGACGCCCCCAAAAGGCAACGCCUGCGGCCUCUGUGCAGCCCGGCCGCAGCGCAUGCGCAUUGGCUGCACGGCCGCCAGCAUUUCUGUGCAGUUUAAAGAAAGAUUUUAAAGACUUUGGGGAGGGUCAUAAAUCCUAAAGGAAGCGUUGAAAUGGAUUAGCUGACCUAUGUCUGUGGAAUU
Molecule: messenger RNA, 3353 nt
Organism: Hippopotamus amphibius kiboko
Lineage: Eukaryota; Metazoa; Chordata; Mammalia; Artiodactyla; Hippopotamidae
Gene: BCL2
Product: BCL2 apoptosis regulator
Exons: 2
Coding region: 1223-1921 (232 amino acids)
Biological process (GO): negative regulation of intrinsic apoptotic signaling pathway; extrinsic apoptotic signaling pathway in absence of ligand; intrinsic apoptotic signaling pathway in response to DNA damage
Cellular component (GO): mitochondrial outer membrane
Molecular function (GO): protein heterodimerization activity; protein homodimerization activity
Source: RefSeq, a predicted model, not a curated record